CGAGAGUUCCCGAAAGCCGCCGAGUGCAGCCGAGUAGUCGCUGAGGAGCGGGCGGCCCGGCGGUGGCGCGGAGCGAGCGGGGUUUCGGGGCGGUCCUGUCCUAGCCAUGAUCGAGGUGGUGGCCAAGCUGGGCCGCGGGCCCGUGUUCCUGGCUGGGGAGAUGCUGGAGUGUGUGAUCACCUUCACCAACCCCUUGUCGGCCUCCUCCACGUCCGCCAGCAGUGAGAUGCUGGCGUGGGCCAGUGCCCAGAUCCACUGCCAGUUUCAUGCCAGUGAGAACCGAGUAGUGCUUCCUCCAUCUGAUGGCAGCAAGCCUGACGUACAGGCAGAGAACGAGACGGUCUUUGUUCCCAACAGAGGAGAGCGGGGUCAGUGUAUCCUGUCCACACCACCAAAGAUUCUUUUCUGUGACCUGCGACUGGAUCCUGGGGAGUCUAAAUCCUAUUCGUACUGCGAGACGCUGCCCAUAGACGGCCCUCCCUCUUUCCGGGGACAGUCAGUGAAGUAUGUAUACAAGCUGACCAUCGGCUGCCAGCGGGUCAACUCCCCUAUCAAACUCCUGCGUGUGCCCUUCCGUGUCCUCGUAUUGCAUGGCCUCAAAGAUUACCAGUGCCCACAGGAUGAAGCCGUUGCGCCCUCAAACCCCUUCCUGGAAGAGGAGGAGGGCUUGAAGAAAGACUCUCGCCUGGCAGACCUGGCAACAGAGCUGCUCAUGGCAGCCACCUCCCGACGUAGCCUGCACUUGUACAAUAUCAGCAACACACGUGGGAAGGUGGGGACAUUCUGUAUCUUCAAGACUGUGUAUAAGAUUGGAGAAGAUGUCAUUGGGACCUUUAACUUCUCAGAAGGAGACAUCCCAUGCCUACAGUUUUCAGUGAGCCUGCAGACAGAAGAGAGCAUCCAGGAGGAGUUCCAGAGGCGACGGGGACAGCCUGUCUCUUUCAGCACACAUGCCCGCCAUCAGGAGGCCUGCCUGCACACAGCCCAGAGCAGUUUCAACCUGCCAAUCCCACUGAGCUCAACUCCAGGAUUCACCACCAACAUCGUGUCCCUGAAGUGGAGGCUGCACUUCGAGUUCGUGACUUCUGGGGAGACGGCAAGGACCUGCAUGGUUCGUGGGAGCCAGUCAGAAGCCAUCACCUGGACUGGGGUGGAGCAGAUUGAAGUGGACACUUUCAGCUGGGAUUUACCCAUCAAAGUCCUUCCCACGAACCCCAUCCUGGCCUCCUAUGUAUCUCAGUUCUCUAGUGCCAACUCUAUCACCAUCUGAAGUGGAAAGAGCGAGUAAAAGUACUGGAGGGAUUGGCUGGCAGGACCACAAUCAACGUGCAGCAGGACAUUGGUUCCUCAGGUUCGUUUGUAACGUAUGGGUGGGCACUGAGCAGGUCUGUCCUGCCUGUGGGCAGAGGAGCAUUGUGCUUGAUGCCAUGCUCUGUGCCACGGCCUUCAGCUGGGGGCCUGACACUUCGUUUCUGUUGGAACCUGAGUCACAACCCUUGCUGCAACAAGAUCUGCUUACCAGGGGAGGGCCAUGUGCCCCAUGACAAAGCCGUCAAGAGACAAGAGCAUAGCUGAGGGAUUCUGGAGCUUUUUAGAGAAGCCCAAUGCUGGCUUUGCAUGAAGGUCCUGGCAGGCCAGUCUUGUGCUGCCAGUUUAUGCUGGGCUGGACGUGGCCAAAUGCUAUGGCAGCUCCAGAUGGAGCAGGAUGGCAGCAGCAUAGUGAUGAUCCAAAGCUGAGCACCUGGGCUGUUCUUUCCUUCUGCUCUUGUGUUCAGAGGUAUCCUGCUGGUCUUGGGAUCCUUGAGGAGCUGAAGUAAAUGCACAGUGGGCUUUCGGGAACUGGGACAAAGGUCUCUCUGCUCAAUAGCCAGCUCUGCAUUUCUACCAGACCUUUCAGAGAGUUUUCCUCUUUGCGUAGUAAUCUAAUAAAUACCAGAAGAUGCACGA
This is a messenger RNA of Centrocercus urophasianus (Greater sage-grouse), 1947 nucleotides long. RefSeq names its product RGP1 homolog, RAB6A GEF complex partner 1 (gene RGP1). Gene Ontology annotation, cellular component: Golgi membrane; Ric1-Rgp1 guanyl-nucleotide exchange factor complex. Lineage: Eukaryota; Metazoa; Chordata; Aves; Galliformes; Phasianidae. The record is from RefSeq and is a predicted model, not a curated record. The coding region runs from base 107 to 1270 and encodes 387 amino acids. The transcript is spliced from 9 exons. Gene Ontology annotation, biological process: retrograde transport, endosome to Golgi.